AUGUUGGUAACAACUCAGACCAAUAAUGCGGUGUACUUUCGACGAAAUACAACAUCUGAAUAUGUCCAAUCUUUAGAAAUUUCUGUAAAAGUUUGCCAACAACACAUAGCUCAGCAAGAAAUAGCCAACUUCAAGUGUUUAAAAGGGCAAAAUCCAAAAACUUUCUAUUUCCGGUGUUUAAAUUUCGCUGUUUGUGUUCGUGCUAUUACAUUAGAUGAGUCUGCACUUGACAUGGAUUUAAUGAACCUUCUCUUUAUUUAUUUGUUAACUGCACUUCCUUCAAUAAAUCCCCUAAAUGAAUGUAAAAUUGCGAACGUUACUUUUGUAUUUGUCAGUAAAUACAUAUUUGUUGAUUUAGAAAGCACUGGAAUACAUAAAUUAUUCCUAUGUGUGAAUUACGUUUAUACUCCACAAAUGGGCAAGAACAGGAAUAAUAAUACUUUAACCGGAGAAAUGCAAGCUAAUAAUAUAAUAAAGAAGAAGCCGUUCUUAAAAUGGAAAUCGCUUAAGCUGUAUAACGCUUUCGGCAAGUGGUGGCAAAUACUAUGUCUUGUUGAAGAACACGCAGCCAUUAAUGUUGAAAUUAAUUCGAUUUUUGCAAAAUGUCAAUUUUAUUGUAAUGAGGACCAAAAAUUUGCAACAAUUUAUUCUAGCAGUGACUUUUUUGUUCAAGACAGCAAACAGCUGAUUUUCUUAAUUAAAACAAAAUUAACAAAUAAACAAGUUUAUUUGACUAUUUAUUUAAGAUUUAUACUAAACAAAUCGCAAAUAAAAAGUAAAGUGAAUGUGGAUUUAAAGGCCCAAAAGAAUCUAUUACUUAUAUUAAUGGUUUUCACGAACCACAAAUUUAAUAUUUCAAUUCCACAAGCAGACAAGUGUGCACCCGGGGACAUGUAUGAAAAGUGGGCGAUGGUUGCAGCAAUCCUUCAAAUAGAUCAUUUUGAGUUUUGUGUCAUUCAAAAUAUGUGGACAAAUAAUAAUAACAAAAAUAUUUAA
Molecule: messenger RNA, 996 nt
Organism: Echinococcus granulosus
Lineage: Eukaryota; Metazoa; Platyhelminthes; Cestoda; Cyclophyllidea; Taeniidae
Exons: 11
Coding region: 1-996 (331 amino acids)
Source: RefSeq, a predicted model, not a curated record